AUGGCAGUAUCUCGAGACAGGCUGAUGGCAUACUCAAUUUCCUUCAUUGUACACCCAGAAGCAUAUAUUUCAUUAUCAAUCUAUAUAAAGCCUGACAUAUAUUCAGCAGAAUCAGCAGGCUCCAUAGGUCGUGGAUUAUCAGAAGUUUACUCCUCAUUUAUGGUGAACAGCUUAGAAGCUCAGCGCAAACGUCUCCUAAGUGAUGAAGCCUACACAAUAUACCGUGCUUUAUUUUCUAUACUAGACUGUAUAAAUGAUGACAAUCUUCUCUCACAAAGCAUUUUGACGACUUUAGAUGGGAUUUUAGUUGAUGAUGUAUCGCAAUCUCAAGUCAUGUCGCAGCUGAUAGGAGGAAAGGAGUCCUUCAAUAUUCUGACCACGCUAAUUAGGUAUGCAAGCACUUAUAAAACUGCUCCUAUAGCAGUUGAAGCUGCAAGUCAUAUUUUAGCUAUACUUUUAGGUGAGCAGAUAAUUAAACUGAGAAACAGUGCUGGGGAUUAUUUAAAUCAGGCUUCAAGACUGAUAGACUCUUUGAUAAAUCAAGCCAUGGACAAUACUUUGCAAUUAGAUGCUGUUACUUAUUGUUUGAUGCCUUUAUUGAAAGUUGAGUCCCUUAGGCUUGAGUUUUUGAGAAUAGGAGGGAUAAGGACAGUUUUAUUGCCUUUACUAGAGCAAAAAUCUGGAGUGCCUCAGCCAAUGUAUGCAGCUAUUUGCUGCUUAUGGAUGGUGUCAUUUAAUGAAGAAUCCAUUGAAUACUUCAUCAGAAGUGACUACGACUUAAUUCCAAAAAUAAUAAAAGAGCUGAAAAGGACUGAAAAAGAAAAAGUCAUCAGAGUAGCUUUAGGGACCCUCAAAAAUUUAUCAGAUGCUGGAGAAUCUGCAAUUGAAAUUAUGAUUGACAGCAAGCUUAUAGAAAUAAUAGAUAAUCUGUCAAAAAGAGUAUUGAAAGACCAAGAUAUUGUAGAGCUCGUCAAAGGCAUGGGAGAUACUUUAGAAAGAUCGGUAAAAAUUUUAUCAUCGUUUGAAAAAUGGCUCAAAGAGCUUGAAAGAGGUGAUUUGGUCGCUGGGGUCACCCACACAGAAGCGUUUUGGAAAGAAAAUGCAAGACAUUUAGAAAAUGACAGCUUUGGGGCUGUUAAAAAGCUUGUAAUGCUAUUGCAUUCUGAGAACCCAACAUGUAUACAGCUGGCAUUAAAUGACUUAGGAGAAUUCGCUAGGUUUCAUCCAUAUGGAAAAACAGUUGCGUCAAAAUUAGGUGCUAAAAAUCGUGCUAUGGAAUUAAUGCAACAUCCUAAUCGUGAGGUGAAUCAAGCUGCGUUACUAUGUAUACAGAAAUUGAUGAUUCAAAAUUGGCAGAGUAUAGCUUAA
Messenger RNA from Blepharisma stoltei, 1368 nucleotides. NCBI's taxonomy places the organism in Eukaryota, Ciliophora, Heterotrichea, Heterotrichida, Blepharismidae. The record is from the annotation of a GenBank genome assembly.